Molecule: messenger RNA, 522 nt
Organism: Trypanosoma conorhini
Lineage: Eukaryota; Euglenozoa; Kinetoplastea; Trypanosomatida; Trypanosomatidae
Exons: 1
Source: RefSeq, a predicted model, not a curated record
AUGACCAGCACCGUUAACGCCGCGGUGCUUAAGUACCUCGAAGAGCACCACCCCGACGUCGCCCGCGCAUUUCAGCGCGAGGCGUCCAUCUCUAAUCGCCGCCGCCGCCCAAACGGUAUAACGGUGGAGGCACUCCUUGCGUCUCAACACGCUGGUGUGAAGCGCCCGCGCGACGAACUCUUGUCAGAAGACGAGGAACUUGUCCAAAACAAGAGCAGAACUGCGCGCAAGGCCGCUGUCCCAUACAGCUCCGACGACGACGACGAUGAGCCCGUGCGGAAGCCGGCGCCGAAGGCCAAUGCGUCAUCCGCAGUGAAGCCCGCUGCAAAUAAGGCCGCUGUCCUGGAGAGCUCCGACGACGACGACGAUGAGCCCGUGCGGAAGCCGGCGCCGAAGGCCAAUGCGUCAUCCGCAGUGAAGCCCGCUGCAAAUAAGGCCGCUGUCCUGGAGAGCUCGACGACGACGGAUGAGCCCGUGCGGAAGCCGGCGCUGAAGGCCAAUGCGUCAUCCGCAAUGAAGCCC